Loa loa (African eye worm) is the source of this 1107-nucleotide messenger RNA. RefSeq lists its product as hypothetical. Lineage: Eukaryota; Metazoa; Nematoda; Chromadorea; Rhabditida; Onchocercidae. The record is from RefSeq and is a predicted model, not a curated record. The transcript is spliced from 5 exons. Bases 22 to 1107 code for a protein of 361 amino acids.
CAUUUUUUAGAGGUACAUACAAUGAUUAAAAGUUGGUUGAAAUGGAGAAAGGCGAAGAAAGUGGUUGCGGAGGAUGAAACUUACGCAGUCUCCCAAAAGGAUACUAAACGUGAUUACCAUCUCAACGCCACAGCAGCAUAUCAUACAGCUACUCGACCGAGAGUGCAUCGUGGUCCACGUUCAUGUCCCAGUAAUCUAAGCUUUAAUCAGUAUGAUGCCUGCAGUCAUGUUCUGGAUCGCUCGUUGUAUCCGGAUAUAAUUAUUCCCGGUGAAAUGAUACAUCGACGUCGUCGACAACAGCAGCGUUUCCGACGUGUUAAUGCAUCUACAUCAGAGUACGGCAGUGGUGAUCCAUCACCAACAACUUUACACAACACAUACAAUCGUAAUUUGGACGAUUCAGAUUCAGGUUCAGAUUCUUGGACUGAGGAAUAUGAACGAGCACAACACAUUAGGGAGUUAGAGUGUAGACUUCGGGAACAGAGAAAAAAGAUAAAAGACUACAAAGGAAGGUUACGAGCUGAAAGAGAUUUGAGGAUUGUUAACGAAAGGAGUAUGAUGGAAGAAGUGGAAAAAUACAAAUGUGAAUUAAAGAAGGAACAACGAGACAGAAAAGCAAUCGAACAACGAUAUAUCGAUAUCAUUGCUUAUAUGAAAACUAAACUUUCGCUUCUGGAACAACAGCCACCGAUGGGACAGCGAUGUCCACCGUCAUCACUACCACUUCUCGGUGAUUCAACCAUCAAUCAGCAAAAUAAUGCGACACAGCUCGGAGGUACUGGUGAAUUGCUAUAUCCUUUAAACGUGAAUACUCCGCCGUCAAUUUUACGGAGAAUCAAUUUCGAGCAAGAGUUAGAUGAAACGAAAAAUUUCCGAGCUGAAGAGAUAUAUGGUGACUUGGAAACUGCUCGAAGUAGUGAAAAUACUACGACGACAUGUACAGAGCAAUCUGAUCGGAACCGCAGAUCAACAACACUGUUAAAAGAACAUGACUCCGAUAAUGAUGAUAAUGGCUAUGUGACCACAUUUGAAUACCCUGCAAAAAAUACACAAAAGAACGAAGAAAAUUCUCGUAGGACUAAUGGUCUAUUGCGCACCUCAUUAUGA